Molecule: messenger RNA, 8448 nt
Organism: Nerophis lumbriciformis (worm pipefish)
Lineage: Eukaryota; Metazoa; Chordata; Actinopteri; Syngnathiformes; Syngnathidae
Source: RefSeq, a predicted model, not a curated record
AUGGGUAUCAAUGAACUGUUGCGUUGUUUAGUAUCAGACCAUUUCACAGAAGUGAUAGCAUCCCACGACGACCAGUUCUGCAGCACAUGGGGGAACUACCAUUUCCGGACUUUCGACGGUGAAUUCUUCCAGCUUCGCUCCAACUGCAACUAUCUCCUUGCAUCCAAUUGUAAGAGCAGCUAUGAGGACUUUAACAUCCAGCUGCAACGACAUGAGAAACACAGGGCCGCCCAUAUAAAGCGGGUCACUAUGAGACUGGAGGGAGUGGUGGUGGAAAUGUCCAACGCCUCAAUCACGGUCAAUGACGAGAUUGUGAUGUUGCCUUUCAGUCAGGCAGGCAUCUCCAUUGUAAGGACGUUCUCCUAUAUAAAGUUUGAGGCCACAAGCGGCGUGGUUGUCAUGUGGAAUGAAGACGACACACUCUGGGUUGAGUUGGAUGCCAAGUACAAGAAUCAGACUUGCGGUUUGUGUGGUGACUUUAAUGGUGAGCGUGUUGACGGGAUCCUUGAGGAAUUAGGGGAGGCCUGGAAGGCCAACGGUCCGACUGAAAACUGUGAAGAAACUCUGUCUCCUUCCCCUCAAAACUGCCCCAUAAAUCAGAGAGACGUCUGUGAGAGUUUCCUGUUAGGAGAUUCUUCCCUCAGCUGUCACGACCGAGUCAACAGUUUAGCUUUCAUUGAAGCUUGUGUGACAGAUUUGUGCUCCUGUGAAAGCAACUCCACCACCUGCUUGUGUUCAACAAUGGCAGAGUACUCACGUCAAUGCGCUCAUGCCGGUGGGGUGCCGCAGGAAUGGAACGCACAUAUAUGCGCAAAAAAACCAUGCCCAUUAAACAUGGAAUACAACGAAUGCGGGAGCCCCUGCACAGACACCUGCACUGACCCACAGAGGAGCCAAGUGUGUGAAGAACACUGCAUAGAUGGUUGCUUCUGUCCACCCGGGACUGUUUUGGAUGACAUUGGUGGUGGUGGGUGUUUGCCCCUUGACCAGUGCUCCUGCAUGCACAAAGGCAAGCCUUACGGACCUAGGCAAUCCUAUUCCAGGGCUUGUCAAACAUGCACUUGUACUCAGGGUGAGUGGAGGUGUCAUGAUAAUGAAUGUCCCGGUGUCUGCUCUGUACUGGGUGGCUCACACAUUUCUACCUAUGACGAAAAGACCUACACCUUUCAUGGGGAUUGCUCUUAUGUUCUUUCAAAGGUAAGGCCUUUAAACUGUAUGAAUGGGACCUUUGCUGUCCUGGCCGACCUUGUCAAAUGUGAAAAAUCUGACAAAUCAACUUGUCUGACUGCAGUCAAUCUACUGUUGCCCAAAUCCACAAUACAGAUGAUUGCUGUUGACUCAAGCGGUCAGGUUUUAGUCAACAAACUCACGUCUCGUCUGCCUUUCUUCACAGAUGAUGUCACAAUCUUCAGUCCGUCCACAUUUUACAUUGUGAUUCACACCAUCUACGGGCUUCACCUUGAGAUUCAGCUCGUACCCAUCAUGCAGGUCUAUAUUAAAGCCAGUCUUCCCCAUAAAGGCAAACUCCAGGGUCUUUGUGGAGAUUUUAAUGACGUCGAAUUCAAUGACUUCAGAACUAGAAGUGGGAUGAUUGAGGGCACGGCUUACGCAUUUGCCAACUCAUGGAAAACUAAAGGUGGCUGUCCAGAUGUCAGUAAUACACUUGGUGACCCCUGUCUUUUGAGUAUAGACAAGGAGAAAUAUGCCCACCACUGGUGCGCCAUGCUCAUUAACACAACAGGGGUGUUUUCCAAGUGCCAUUCGGAGAUAAACCCAGAAGAAUAUCUUGCUGCUUGUAUAUAUGAUACAUGUGCCGCUGAAAACAGUUUGGAUUCUGUAUGUGCCAUCAUGUCCUCCUACGUUUACGCUUGCAUGGCCGCUGGUGUCUCCUUGAAAGGAUGGCGUGAUGCUGUAUGUGGAAAAUACACAUCAGGCUGCCCCUCAAAUUUAGUGUUUGACUACCACAUGACAAACUGUGGGCGCACCUGCCACUCUCUGGGUCAGCGGGAUGGAACCUGUGAUGUCGAUUUGAGCCCCAUGGAUGGCUGCGGCUGUGCUGAGGGCACUUACCUCAAUGACAGGGGCCGGUGUGUGCCAGCCUCACAGUGCUUCUGCUAUAUGGGGGACAUGGUGCUCAGGCCUCAGCAGGUCAUAAAGGUCAGCGGACAAAUUUGUGUCUGUCGCGGUGGGAAACUUAAUUGCUCAGGAAACCAUCUGACGGAAUCAUGCAGCGCUCCAAUGAUUUUCUUCAACUGCUCAAGCGCAAAACCAAGUGACAUUGGAUCAGAGUGCCAAAAGACCUGUCAGACUCUGGACACAGAAUGUGUUAGCACACACUGCGUCUCUGGCUGCGUGUGUCCUGCUGGCCUGUUGUCUGACGGUAAAGGAGGUUGCAUUGAGGAGACCAGUUGUCCUUGCACUUAUAAUGAACAAUCAUACAAGCCUGGAGAGACUGUUAAAGUGGACUGUAACACCUGCACUUGUAAAAGUGGACAGUGGGAAUGCACCAAUCAGGAAUGUGACGGAACCUGUACAAUAUACGGAGAAGGUCAUUACAUCACUUAUGACGACAAGAAAUUCUCCUUUAAUGGCGACUGUGGUUACGUCUUCACCCAGGAUUACUGUGGGGACAACAAGGAUGGCACAUUCAGAGUCUUGACGGAGAGUGUUCCGUGUGGACCAAGUGAUAACAUCUGCUCUACUGCUAUCAAGCUCUACUUAGGGAACAGUGAAAUAAUCCUUAAAGAGGGAACUGUAAUCAAACAUACCAAAGGGGUUGACAUACCUUAUAAAGUCCAUACUAUUGGAUUAUAUCUUGUCAUUGAGGCAAAGAAUGGUCUUGUUCUCAUCUGGAAUAAGAAGACAACACUGAUGGUCAAACUGAGCUCCGCAUUUAAGGGAAAAAUUUGUGGUAUGUGUGGGAAUUACGAUGGAAAAAUAAAAAAUGACUUUACCACCCGAAACAAAGAAUUGGUGGUGGACGCCUUUGAGUUUGGAAACAGCUGGAAAGUGUCACAAAGCUGUGCCAACACAAAUGCAUUAAAAAAUCCCUGCACACUGUACUCGCAUAGGCAGGCAUGGGCAUUAAAACGCUGCAGCAUCAUCAACAGUGAAGUCUUUAGUACAUGUCAUUCAAAGGUGGAUCCCCAGCCCUAUUACAAUGCCUGUGUAAAAGACACGUGUUCCUGUAAUACUGGAGGAGAUUGUGAGUGCUUCUGCUCAGCUGUCGCAGCCUAUGCACUUGCUUGCAAUACUGCAGGAGCAUGCAUAAAAUGGAGAACUCCAACUGUCUGUCCUCUAUUUUGUGAUUACUACAAUCCUGAGGGUGAGUGUGAAUGGCACUACGAAGCUUGUGGAAAACCAUGCAUGAAGACCUGUAGGAAUCCCUCUGGAAAGUGCUAUACUCAUAUCCCAGCUUUAGAAGGCUGCUACCCGAGGUGUCCACCUCAUCAACCAUAUUUGGAAGAGGUAACAAUGAAAUGUGUGGCAGCAGAGCAAUGUGGGUGCUAUGAUGUUGAUGGGAAACAUUAUGCCGAAGGAGACAGAAUGCCUCCGACAGAAAAUUGUCAGAAAUGUAAAUGUUCUUCAUCAGAGAGGCAAUGCACGUACACAAUUGAAGAUUGUACUUGCAUCUAUCAAGGACAAAUAUACAAUUAUGGCGAUAUCGUGUAUGACACUCAUGAUGGAGAUGGAACUUGUAUCACUGCUUUUUGUGGAGAACAUGGGAACAUUACGAGAGAAGUAACGGUGUGCAGUUCAUCAACCACUCAUCAGCCACCAACAACAACAGAAUUUGUGUUUACGACAAAAGAAGGACCAACCUCCACAAAUGAACCCACUACUAUUAAAACAACUACUUCAACAACAGUAACAACUGAAAAGCCCCAAACUACCACAACCACAGAAAGGACACCAUCGACCACACAUGACUGUUAUGUUUGUCACUGGUCACACUGGAUCAACAACCACUACCCUGAUCAUGACCUCAGUGGUGGAGAUUAUGAAGCUAUAGAAAAUAUUAAUGAUGCAAAUCUAAAUGACUGCAAUCUUCCACUUGAGAUAGAAUGCAGAGCAAAGGCCUUUCCAGAUUUAGCUUUGGAUCAGCUUGGUCAGAAAGUAACAUGUAAUCCAACAGAAGGAUUUAUCUGUCACAACAAAGACCAAGGCAUACCACCAAUUUGUUAUGACUAUGAGAUUAGAGUCAAAUGUUGCAUCAACCAUUGUGUCACCCCCACCAAAGCUACAACUACAAAUUCACCCACAGAAUACACAACUCUGACAGCAACAACUCAAAGACCACCAAGACCCACAGAAGGCCCCACCACAACUGAAGUCACAUCAACUGAAAAAACAAUCCCCACAACUACCAUUAUAAUUCAUACAGGUCCACCAAUCACAGGGGCAGGGUCAACACCAUUAGAAGAAGAAACAUCCAAAACCACUGUUACUGAAAAACCAAGCACAGUUACAGAAGUACCAACAACAACGACAGUCACUAAAAGACCUACCACAGUAACAGAAAUACAAACAACAUCCACAGUUACUGCACAACCUAGCACAGACACAAUUCCUCCAUCCACACUGUCAACAACAGAAAAAACCACAACAGCAAACCCCCAAACCACAAUUACAGAGGAACACACCACCAUCAAAACAACGACACAGAAGCCACCCUUAUCAACAACUAUGCCAACAACAGUAAAAACGGAAAAGCCCCAAACGACCACAACCACAGAAAGGACGCCAUCGACCACACCUGAAUGUUAUGUUUGUCACUGGUCACACUGGAUCAACAACCACUACCCUGAUCAUAACCUCAGUGGUGGAGAUUAUGAAUCUAUAGAAAAUAUUAAUGAUGAAGGUCUGAAAGACUGCAAUCAACCACGUGAGAUAGAAUGCAGAGCAAAAGCCUUUCCAGAUGUGGCUUUGGAUCAGCUCGGUCAGAUAGUAACAUGUAGUCCAACAGAAGGACUGAUCUGUCACAACAAAGACCAAGGCAUACCACCAAUUUGUUAUGACUAUGAGAUUAGAGUCAAAUGUUGCAUCAACCAUUGUGUCACCCCCACCGAAUCUACAUCUCCAAAUUCACCCACAGAAUACACAACUCUGACAGCAACAACACAAAAACCACCCAGACCCACAGAAGGCCCCACCACAACUGAAGUCACAUUAACUGAAAAAACAAUCCCCACAACUACCAUUAAAAUUCAUACAGAAACAAUUCCUCCAUCCACACUGUCAACUACAGAAAAAACCACAACAGCAAACCCCCAAACCACAAUUACAGAGGAACACACCACCAUCAAGACGACACAGAAGCCACCCUUAUCAACAACUACACCAACAACAGUCAAAACGGAAAAGCCCCAAACGACCACAACCACAGAAAGGACGCCAUCGACCUCACCUGAAUGUUAUGUUUGUCACUGGUCACAUUGGAUCAACAACCAUUACCCUGAUCAUAACCUCAGUGGUGGAGAUUAUGAAUCUAUAGAAAAUAUUAAUUAUGAAAAUCUGAAAGACUGUAAUCAACCACUUGAGAUAGAAUGCAGAGCAAAAGCCUUUCCAGAUGUAGCUUUGGAUCAGCUCGGUCAGAUAGUAACAUGUAAUCCAACAGAAGGACUAAUCUGUCACAACAAAGACCAAGGCAUACCACCAAUUUGUUAUGACUAUGAGAUUAGAGUCAAAUGUUGCAUCAACCAUUGUGUCACCCCCACUGAAUCUACAACUACAAAUUCACCCACAGAAUACACAACUCUGACAGCAACAACACAAAAACCACCCAGACCCACAGAAGGCCCCACCACAAUUGAAGUCACAUCAACUGAAAAAACAAUCCCCACAACUACCAUUAAAAUUCAUACAGAAACAAUUCCUCCAUCCACACUGUCAACAACAGAAAAAACCACAACAGCAAACCCCCAAACCACAAUUACAGAGGAACACACCACCAUCAAGACAACGACACAGAAGCCACCCUUAUCAACAACUACGCCAACAACAGUAAAAACGGAAAAGCCCCAAACGACCACAACCACAGAAAGGACGCCAUCGACCACACCUGAAUGUUAUGUUUGUCACUGGUCACAUUGGAUCAACAACCAUUACCCUGAUCAUAACCUCAGUGGUGGAGAUUAUGAAUCUAUAGAAAAUAUUAAUGAUGAAAGUCUGAAAGACUGCAAUCAACCACUUGAGAUAGAAUGCAGAGCAAAAGCCUUUCCAGAUGUAGCUUUGGAUCAGCUCGGUCAGAUAGUAACAUGUAAUCCAACAGAAGGACUGAUCUGUCACAACAAAGACCAAGGCAUACCACCAAUUUGUUAUGACUAUGAGAUUAGAGUCAAAUUUACUACACAACCAACCACAGUUACAGAAGUACAAACAACAACCAAAGUCACUAAAAACACUACCACAUCACAGAAGUGCCCACCAGAACAACCACAGUUGCUGAAAAACCCACUACAGUUACAGCAGUACCAGCAACAACAACCCCCGUCUCUACAAGCAGUCGGAACCACUGAAUGUUUCUGCAAAUACCUUGAUCAAACUUUUUCUCCUGGUACUACCAUAUACAAUAAGACAGAUGAAGCAGGUUGGUGCUUCACCGCAUAUUGCAAUAAAACUUGCAAUAUUGAGAAGUAUGCUGGACCGUGUCAGCCAACUAUUCCACCAACUCCUACCACUUCCUUAACAACUACUGGCAUAACGACAAAAGCACCCCCUAAAGAUUGUACAUUUCUUAUCCCACCAAGAAAGCAUGGAGAAAUCUGGAGUUCAGACAACUGCACCACUGAUCGUUGUGAUGAUGGAAAAGUUGUAACAGAACAUAAGCCAUGCGAACCAAUUAUGCCUGUGUGUGAAAACAGUCAACCACCAGUGAGGGUUUAUGAUGAAGAUGGUUGCUGUUUCCACUACGAAUGCACAUGCAUCUGCAGCGGCUGGGGAGAUCCCCACUAUGUCACAUUUGAUGGUCAAUACUACAGCUUCCAGAAAAACUGCACUUAUGUCCUGGUUAAAGAGAUUGUUCCUCAACACAAUUUUACCGUCCUUAUCGACAAUGAAAACUGUGACGACACGGGUGAAGUAACCUGUGCUCACAGCUUGAUUGUCUACUACAAAAACUAUGAAGUCAUUCUCACACAGGAGAGGGGCACAAAUACAGUCAACAUGGUGUAUGUCAAUGGCAAGAAAGUCAUUCCAACGUACUCCAACAAAGAUUUUAUCAUCACAAGCACUGUCAUCGAGAUGGUCUUGAGAAUUCCAGAAAUUAAAGCCGUCGUGACUUUCAAAGGCCUUUUAUUCAGUGUUGAUUUGCCAUUUUCCCUAUUCCACAAUAAUACAGAGGGACAGUGCGGUACAUGUGACAAUAAUAGAAAAAAUGACUGCAGAUUACCAAGCGGGCAGAUUCACCCCUCUUGCACCGAUAUGGCUGGUGAGUGGCAUGUACCAGAUAAGAACAAACCAUACUGUGAGAAGUCACCUCCUCCACCAACGCCAAGUCCACCACCAACUCAACCACCUUGUGAUCAUGAAAUAUGUGAAAUCAUAAUGAGCGACGUGUUUAAGAAAUGUCACAACAUCGUUGCACCGGAGACCUAUUAUGAGGCCUGUAAAUUUGAUGUUUGCCACAUGCAACACUCCCACGUGGGAUGCUCCAGUUUGGAGGCGUACGCCAUGAUGUGUGCUGCAGCAGCAGUCUGUGUCAACUGGAGAAAUGCGACAUGGGGGCAGUGCGAAUACGACUGUCCCGCACACAAAGUCUACAAACCAUGUGGGCCAGUUGUGGAACCAACCUGCAAUGCAAGAUACAAUAACAAGUAUAUAGAGCAAUGCCAUGGAGAAAAAUAUUACCAGAGAUCUGACUGUAAUGUAUUUGUGGAGGGAUGUUUCUGUCCACCUGGCACAAUUUUGUUCAGUUCAAGCUCCGACAUCUGUGUCUCCGCCUGUUGCACGGGACCUGAUGGUGAACCUAAAGAGAUUGGCGACAGUUGGGUCAGUGGCUGUCAAAUGUGUGUCUGUGAUGCUGAAACGCUGAGUGUGCAGUGUGAGCCUCGCGUGUGUCCCACUCAAGCACCUAUAACCUGUAAGGAAGGGGAGGUGUUGUUAAACCAAACGGUGGACUGCUGCCAAACGCUGACAUGUGUUUCUCUUCCAACGAAAUGUAAAAUAAACACAAACACUACCUACUUGCACACAAAGAACUGCAAGUCAGUUGUACCAGUGGAAAUGACAACCUGCGAAGGAUCCUGUGGAGCGUCAACAUCAAUGUACUCGGCUGAGAGCAACAGCCUGAUGCACUCCUGCUCAUGUUGUCAAGAAACUGCCACCAAACAGAAGGAAGUGGAGAUGAUUUGCGCAGAUGGCAGCAAGAUAAAGCACUCCUACAUCUCGAUUGAAAAGUGUGGCUGUCAAGCUACACACUGUACACAAAAUACAACACAACAUUUCUAA